AUGUCAGACGACAAGAAGAAUGACGAUUAUGCCAUGGAGACGCCCUCGGGCGGCAACGAAUAUCGCGCGGCAUCCCCACCAUCGCGCCCCGCCCCCAUUCUCAAACCCACAUCGAUCACAGAGAACCCCGUAGCGGCCAUUCUGGGUUACUGCGGAUCCUCGAUUCUGAUGACCGUAACGAACAAAUAUGUCCUCUCUGGCGUCGACUUCAACCUAAACUUUUUCCUUCUCUGCGUCCAGUCGAUAGUAUGCGUGGCUGCCAUCGCGAUAUGCAAGGCAGCCGGCCUCAUCACCUACCGCGACUUCAACACCGACGAGGCCAAGAAAUGGUUCCCCAUCUCUCUCCUCCUCAUCGGCAUGAUCUACACCAGCACAUGGGCACUAAAGUACCUCUCCAUCCCCGUCUACACCAUCUUCAAGAACUUGACCAUCAUCCUGAUUGCCUAUGGAGAGGUCCUCUGGUUCGGCGGUGCGGUCACACCCAUGGCACUCUUCUCCUUCGGUCUCAUGGUUCUGAGCUCCAUCAUCGCCGCUUGGGCCGACAUCCAGCACGCUCUGUCCAGCAUGGGACAGUCUGGUGGCGGCAACACCGACGCCAUCACAACCCUGCAUGCUGGAUACCUGUGGAUGAUGUUCAACUGCCUGUGCACGGCCACCUACGUUCUCGGCAUGAAGAAGCGCAUCAAGCUCACCAACUUCAAGGACUUUGACACCAUGUAUUACAACAACCUUCUCACCAUCCCCGUCCUCUUUGUCGCUUCCAUCCUCAUGGAAGACUGGUCGCCUGCCAACAUUGAGAAGAAUUUCCCCACCGACAGACGCAACACCGUCAUCUCUGUCAUGAUCAUCUCGGGUCUUUCCACCGUCUUCAUCUCUUACAGCUCUGCCUGGGCUGUCCGUGUCACUUCUUCCACGACAUACUCAAUGGUCGGCGCCCUGAACAAGCUUCCUAUCGCCCUCAGUGGACUCAUCUUCUUCGACGCACCUGUCACUUUCGGCAGUGUAUCUGCCAUCUUUGUUGGCUUCGUUAGUGGUCUCGUGUACGCUCUGGCCAAGGUCCGACAAAAUGCCAAGCCAAAACAUGUCCUACCAGUCAGCAACGUUCCCCUCAGCGCAAGCAGCCAAAGCAUGCGUGAUAGCUUAAAGGCCUAA
Molecule: messenger RNA, 1152 nt
Organism: Plenodomus lingam JN3
Lineage: Eukaryota; Fungi; Ascomycota; Dothideomycetes; Pleosporales; Leptosphaeriaceae
Gene: VRG4
Product: GDP-mannose transporter into the lumen of the Golgi
Cellular component (GO): Golgi apparatus
Molecular function (GO): antiporter activity; GDP-fucose transmembrane transporter activity
Source: RefSeq, a predicted model, not a curated record